CCCACCUGUGUAAGGGAUUAGCUGAGGCUGAGACGUAACAAUGCAGCCUCACCCUGUUUAAAUUACUGACUCCUUCAAUACAAAAUGUCAGUUUUACAAAUGGAAAGAGUACAGUAAGGAGGAGAAAACUUAUCAUGGGGACUCGGAGUUACCUUUGGCACUUCGUUUUCUCUCUUCUGUACAUGACGGCAACUCGAGAAGUCAAGGCGUACACGACGACGAUUACAACAUCUAGGAUGGGGAGCUCGCUCGGGGUGUCUGGCAGGAGCGAGGCCACCAGCGUCGACUACACGUCCAUGAGUGGCAACUCCAGUACAACCAGCAUGGGCACAGCGAGUGGCAAUAACAGUUCUGUCUCCCUGACAGCCAGAUCGACAGCAGAUAGUGACUCCCCUGCCCUUGCUGGCUCCUCAGCUGCGCCGUCCAGCAGCGGGCCAAGCAGAAGCAGCAGUAGUGAUGAGCCGAGCUUGGCAGCCACGUAUCAGCCAUCCAAGAUUCUCACGUCCCCCGUACCCUGGUCCACUGCUGGAAAUACGAGCGUUGGACAGGGAACUGUGACAGUGCUCACCACGACCGCCCUCAACCAGGAGCAGACCACAGCAGGUGUGGGGUCCACAUCAUCUUCCACAGCCAGCCCGUUGCCUUCUACACCUCUGGCCUCUGCUGCUAGCCCUACCACCACUGGUACUGGCUUAGGCGAAAGUUCCACCAUGGCCCAUGUGAGUGGAACUACAUCUGACGCACGUGACGAGACUUCCAUUUCCCUCCCUUUGACAUCUUUGUCGGCUGUUUCUGUGGGCACCAUGGCAACUGGAGAAGUGAGGACGCAGACUGUGCCCACUACGCCAUCUAGUAUGGGGAUUUCACUUGGGGUGUCUGGCAGUAGUGAGGCCACCACCAUCACCUACACAUCUGUGAGUCACGACUCCAGUAUGACCAGUGUAGACACAAUGAGUGGCAGUGCCAGCUCUGUGUCCGUGACAGCCAGAGCAACAGCAAUUAGUGACUCCCCUUCCCUUGCUGGCUCCUCAGCUGCGCCGUCCAGCAGCGGGCCAAGCAGCAGCAGGAGCAGUAGCACGGAGCCGAGCUUGGUAGCCACAUCCCAGCCUUCCGCAGGCCUCACGUCCUCUGCUCCCUGGUCCACUGCUGGCACCACGAGCGUUGAGCAUGGUGCUCUGACGGUGCUCACCACGACCGCCCUCAACGAGGAGGAGGCCACAGCAGGUGUGGGGUCCACGUCAUCUUCCACAGCUAGCCCGUUACUUUCUACGUCUCUGGCCUCUGCUGCUAGUCCUGCCACCACUGAUACUGGCUUAGGUGAAAGUUCCACCAUGGCCCAUGUGAGUGGUACUACAUCUGACGCACGUGACAAGACUUCCAUUUCCCUCCCUGUGACAACUUUAUCAGCUGCUUCCAUGGAUACCAUUGGAACUGGAGAAGUGAGGACGCAGACUGUGCCCACUACGCCAUCUAGUAUGGGGAUUUCACUUGGGGUGUCUGGCAGUAGUGAGGCCACCAAUGUCGCCUACACAUCCUUGAGUCACGACUCCAGUAUGACCAGCAUGGGCACAGUGAGUGGCAGUGCCAGCUCUGUGUCCGUGACAGCCAGAGCAACAGCAAUUAGUGACUCUCCUUCCCUUGCUGCCACCUCAGCUGCGCCGUCCAGCAGCGGGCCAAGCAGCAGCAGGAGCAGUAGCACAGAGCCGAGCUUGGUAGCCACAUCCCAGCCUUCCGCAGGCCUCACGUCCUCUGCUCCCUGGUCCACUGCUGGCACCACGAGCGUUGAGCAUGGUGCUCUGACGGUGCUCACCACGACCGCCCUCAACGAGGAGGAGGCCACAGCAGGUGUGGGGUCCACGUCAUCUUCCACAGCUAGCCCGUUACUUUCUACGUCUCUGGCCUCUGCUGCUAGUCCUGCCACCACUGAUACUGGCUUAGGUGAAAGUUCCACCAUGGCCCAUGUGAGUGGUACUACAUCUGACGCACGUGACAAGACUUCCAUUUCCCUCCCUGUGACAACUUUAUCAGCUGCUUCCAUGGAUACCAUUGGAACUGGAGAAGUGAGGACGCAGACUGUGCCCACUACGCCAUCUAGUAUGGGGAUUUCACUUGGGGUGUCUGGCAGUAGUGAGGCCACCACCAUCACCUACACAUCUGUGAGUCACGACUCCAGUAUGACCAGUGUAGACACAAUGAGUGGCAGUGCCAGCUCUGUGUCCGUGACAGCCAGAGCAACAGCAAUUAGUGACUCCCCUUCCCUUGCUGGCUCCUCAGCUGCGCCGUCCAGCAGCGGGCCAAGCAGCAGCAUGAGCAGUAGCACGGAGCCGAGCUUGGUAGCCACAUCCCAGCCUUCCGCAGUCCUCACGUCCCCCGUACCCUGGUCCACUGCUGGAGAUACGAGCGUUGGACAGGGAACUGUGACAGUGCUCACUGCAACCAGCCUUAACCAAGAGCAGGCCACAGCAGGGGUGGGGUCCACAUCAUCUUCCACAGCCAGCCCGUUGCCUUCUACACCUCUGGCCUCUGCUGCUAGCCCUACCACCACUGGUACUGGCUUAGGCGAAAGUUCCACCAUGGCCCAUGUGAGUGGAACUACAUCUGACGCACGUGACGAGUCUUCCAUUUCCCUCCCUGUGACAACUUUAUCAGCUGCUUCCAUGGAUACCAUUGGAACUGGAGAAGUGAGGACGCAGACUGUGCCCACUACGCCAUCUAGUAUGGGGAUUUCACUUGGGGUGUCUGGCAGUAGUGAGGCCACCAAUGUCGCCUACACAUCCUUGAGUCACGACUCCAGUAUGACCAGUGUAGACACAAUGAGUGGCAGUGCCAGCUCUGUGUCCGUGACAGCCAGAGCAACAGCAAUUAGUGACUCUCCUUCCCUUGCUGCCACCUCAGCUGCGCCGUCCAGCAGCGGGCCAAGCAGCAGCAGGAGCAGUAGCACAGAGCCGAGCUUGGUAGCCACAUCCCAGCCUUCCGCAGGCCUCACGUCCUCUGCUCCCAGGUCCACUGCUGGCACUACGAGCGUUGAGCAUGGUGCUCUGACGGUGCUCACCACGACCGCCCUCAACGAGGAGGAGGCCACAGCAGGUGUGGGGUCCACGUCAUCUUCCACAGCUAGCCCGUUACUUUCUACGUCUCUGGCCUCUGCUGCUAGUCCUGCCACCACUGAUACUGGCUUAGGUGAAAGUUCCACCAUGGCCCAUGUGAGUGGUACUACAUCUGACGCACGUGACAAGACUUCCAUUUCCCUCCCUGUGACAACUUUAUCAGCUGCUUCCAUGGAUACCAUUGGAACUGGAGAAGUGAGGACGCAGACUGUGCCCACUACGCCAUCUAGUAUGGGGAUUUCACUUGGGGUGUCUGGCAGUAGUGAGGCCACCAAUGUCGCCUACACAUCCUUGAGUCACGACUCCAGUAUGACCAGUGUAGACACAAUGAGUGGCAGUGCCAGCUCUGUGUCCGUGACAGCCAGAGCAACAGCAAUUAGUGACUCUCCUUCCCUUGCUGCCACCUCAGCUGCGCCGUCCAGCAGCGGGCCAAGCAGCAGCAGGAGCAGUAGCACAGAGCCGAGCUUGGUAGCCACAUCCCAGCCUUCCGCAGGCCUCACGUCCUCUGCUCCCAGGUCCACUGCUGGCACUACGAGCGUUGAGCAUGGUGCUCUGACGGUGCUCACCACGACCGCCCUCAACGAGGAGGAGGCCACAGCAGGUGUGGGGUCCACGUCAUCUUCCACAGCUAGCCCGUUACUUUCUACGUCUCUGGCCUCUGCUGCUAGUCCUGCCACCACUGAUACUGGCUUAGGUGAAAGUUCCACCAUGGCCCAUGUGAGUGGUACUACAUCUGACGCACGUGACAAGACUUCCAUUUCCGUCCCUGUGACAACUUUAUCAGCUGCUUCCAUGGAUACCAUUGGAACUGGAGAAGUGAGGACGCAGACUGUGCCCACUACGCCAUCUAGUAUGGGGAUUUCACUUGGGGUGUCUGGCAGUAGUGAGGCCACCAAUGUCGCCUACACAUCCUUGAGUCACGACUCCAGUAUGACCAGUGUAGACACAAUGAGUGGCAGUGCCAGCUCUGUGUCCGUGACAGCCAGAGCAACAGCAAUUAGUGACUCCCCUUCCCUUGCUGGCUCCUCAGCUGCGCCGUCCAGCAGCGGGCCAAGCAGCAGCAGGAGCAGUAGCACAGAGCCGAGCUUGGUAGCCACAUCCCAGCCUUCCGCAGGCCUCACGUCCCCCGUACCCUGGUCCACUGCUGGAAAUACGAGCGUUGAGCAUGGUGCUCUGACGGUGCUCACCACGACCGCCCUCAACGAGGAGGAGGCCACAGCAGGUGUGGGGUCCACGUCAUCUUCCACAGCUAGCCCGUUACUUUCUACGUCUCUGGCCUCUGCUGCUAGUCCUGCCACCACUGAUACUGGCUUAGGUGAAAGUUCCACCAUGGCCCAUGUGAGUGGUACUACAUCUGACGCACGUGACAAGACUUCCAUUUCCCUCCCUGUGACAACUUUAUCAGCUGCUUCCAUGGAUACCAUUGGAACUGGAGAAGUGAGGACGCAGACUGUGCCCACUACGCCAUCUAGUAUGGGGAUUUCACUUGGGGUGUCUGGCAGUAGUGAGGCCACCAAUGUCGCCUACACAUCCUUGAGUCACGACUCCAGUAUGACCAGCAUGGGCACAGUGAGUGGCAGUGCCAGCUCUGUGUCCGUGACAGCCAGAGCAACAGCAAUUAGUGACUCUCCUUCCCUUGCUGCCACCUCAGCUGCGCCGUCCAGCAGCGGGCCAAGCAGCAGCACGAGCAGUAGCACGGAGCCGAGCUUGGUAGCCACAUCCCAGCCUUCCGCAGGCCUCACGUCCUCUGCUCCCUGGUCCACUGCUGGCACCACGAGCGUUGAGCAUGGUGCUCUGACGGUGCUCACCACGACCGCCCUCAACGAGGAGGAGGCCACAGCAGGUGUGGGGUCCACGUCAUCUUCCACAGCUAGCCCGUUGCCUUCUACACCUCUGGCCUCUGCUGCUAGUCCUGCCACCACUGAUACUGGCUUAGGUGAAAGUUCCACCAUGGCCCAUGUGAGUGGUACUACAUCUGACGCACGUGACAAGACUUCCAUUUCCCUCCCUGUGACAACUUUAUCAGCUGCUUCCAUGGAUACCAUUGGAACUGGAGAAGUGAGGACGCAGACUGUGCCCACUACGCCAUCUAGUAUGGGGAUUUCACUUGGGGUGUCUGGCAGUAGUGAGGCCACCAAUGUCGCCUACACAUCCUUGAGUCACGACUCCAGUAUGACCAGUGUAGACACAAUGAGUGGCAGUGCCAGCUCUGUGUCCGUGACAGCCAGAGCAACAGCAAUUAGUGACUCCCCUUCCCUUGCUGGCUCCUCAGCUGCGCCGUCCAGCAGCGGGCCAAGCAGCAGCACGAGCAGUAGCACGGAGCCGAGCUUGGUAGCCACAUCCCAGCCUUCCGCAGGCCUCACGUCCCCCGUACCCUGGUCCACUGCUGGAGAUACGAGCGUUGGACAGGGAACUGUGACAGUGCUCACUGCAACCAGCCUUUACCAAGAGCAGGCCACAGCAGGGGUGGGGUCCACAUCAUCUUCCACAGCCAGCCCGUUGCCUUCUACACCUCUGGCCUCUGCUGCUAGCCCUACCACCACUGGUACUGGCUUAGGCGAAAGUUCCACCAUGGCCCAUGUGAGUGGAACUACAUCUGACGCACGUGACGAGUCUUCCAUUUCCCUCCCUGUGACAACUUUAUCAGCUGCUUCCAUGGAUACCAUUGGAACUGGAGAAGUGAGGACGCAGACUGUGCCCACUACGCCAUCUAGUAUGGGGAUUUCACUUGGGGUGUCUGGCAGUAGUGAGGCCACCAAUGUCGCCUACACAUCCUUGAGUCACGACUCCAGUAUGACCAGUGUAGACACAAUGAGUGGCAGUGCCAGCUCUGUGUCCGUGACAGCCAGAGCAACAGCAAUUAGUGACUCCCCUUCCCUUGCUGGCUCCUCAGCUGCGCCGUCCAGCAGCGGGCCAAGCAGCAGCAGGAGCAGUAGCACAGAGCCGAGCUUGGUAGCCACAUCCCAGCCUUCCGCAGGCCUCACGUCCCCCGUACCCUGGUCCACUGCUGGAAAUACGAGCGUUGAGCAUGGUGCUCUGACGGUGCUCACCACGACCGCCCUCAACGAGGAGGAGGCCACAGCAGGUGUGGGGUCCACGUCAUCUUCCACAGCUAGCCCGUUACUUUCUACGUCUCUGGCCUCUGCUGCUAGUCCUGCCACCACUGAUACUGGCUUAGGUGAAAGUUCCACCAUGGCCCAUGUGAGUGGUACUACAUCUGACGCACGUGACAAGACUUCCAUUUCCCUCCCUGUGACAACUUUAUCAGCUGCUUCCAUGGAUACCAUUGGAACUGGAGAAGUGAGGACGCAGACUGUGCCCACUACGCCAUCUAGUAUGGGGAUUUCACUUGGGGUGUCUGGCAGUAGUGAGGCCACCAAUGUCGCCUACACAUCCUUGAGUCACGACUCCAGUAUGACCAGCAUGGGCACAGUGAGUGGCAGUGCCAGCUCUGUGUCCGUGACAGCCAGAGCAACAGCAAUUAGUGACUCUCCUUCCCUUGCUGCCACCUCAGCUGCGCCGUCCAGCAGCGGGCCAAGCAGCAGCACGAGCAGUAGCACGGAGCCGAGCUUGGUAGCCACAUCCCAGCCUUCCGCAGGCCUCACGUCCCCCGUACCCUGGUCCACUGCUGGAAAUACGAGCGUUGAGCAUGGUGCUCUGACGGUGCUCACCACGACCGCCCUCAACGAGGAGGAGGCCACAGCAGGUGUGGGGUCCACGUCAUCUUCCACAGCUAGCCCGUUGCCUUCUACACCUCUGGCCUCUGCUGCUAGUCCUGCCACCACUGAUACUGGCUUAGGUGAAAGUUCCACCAUGGCCCAUGUGAGUGGUACUACAUCUGACGCACGUGACAAGACUUCCAUUUCCGUCCCUGUGACAACUUUAUCAGCUGCUUCCAUGGAUACCAUUGGAACUGGAGAAGUGAGGACGCAGACUGUGCCCACUACGCCAUCUAGUAUGGGGAUUUCACUUGGGGUGUCUGGCAGUAGUGAGGCCACCAAUGUCGCCUACACAUCCUUGAGUCACGACUCCAGUAUGACCAGUGUAGACACAAUGAGUGGCAGUGCCAGCUCUGUGUCCGUGACAGCCAGAGCAACAGCAAUUAGUGACUCUCCUUCCCUUGCUGGCUCCUCAGCUGCGCCGUCCAGCAGCGGGCCAAGCAGCAGCAGGAGCAGUAGCACGGAGCCGAGCUUGGUAGCCACAUCCCAGCCUUCCGCAGUCCUCACGUCCCCCGUACCCUGGUCCACUGCUGGAGAUACGAGCGUUGGACAGGGAACUGUGACAGUGCUCACUGCAACCAGCCUUAACCAAGAGCAGGCCACAGCAGGGGUGGGGUCCACAUCAUCUUCCACAGCUAGCCCGUUGCCUUCUACACCUCUGGCCUCUGCUGCUAGCCCUACCACCACUGGUACUGGCUUAGGCGAAAGUUCCACCAUGGCCCAUGUGAGUGGAACUACAUCUGAUGCACGUGACGAGUCUUCCAUUUCCCUCCCUGUGACAACUUUAUCAGCUGCUUCCAUGGAUACCAUUGGAACUGGAGAAGUGAGGACGCAGACUGUGCCCACUACGCCAUCUAGUAUGGGGAUUUCACUUGGGGUGUCUGGCAGUAGUGAGGCCACCAAUGUCGCCUACACAUCCUUGAGUCACGACUCCAGUAUGACCAGUGUAGACACAAUGAGUGGCAGUGCCAGCUCUGUGUCCGUGACAGCCAGAGCAACAGCAAUUAGUGACUCUCCUUCCCUUGCUGCCACCUCAGCUGCGCCGUCCAGCAGCGGGCCAAGCAGCAGCAGGAGCAGUAGCACAGAGCCGAGCUUGGUAGCCACAUCCCAGCCUUCUGCAGGCCUCACGUCCUCUGCUCCCUGGUCCACUGCUGGCACCACGAGCGUUGAGCAUGGUGCUCUGACGGUGCUCACCACGACCGCCCUCAACGAGGAGGAGGCCACAGCAGGUGUGGGGUCCACGUCAUCUUCCACAGCUAGCCCGUUACUUUCUACGUCUCUGGCCUCUGCUGCUAGUCCUGCCACCACUGAUACUGGCUUAGGUGAAAGUUCCACCAUGGCCCAUGUGAGUGGAACUACAUCUGACGCACGUGACAAGACUUCCAUUUCCCUCCCUGUGACAACUUUAUCAGCUGCUUCCAUGGAUACCAUUGGAACUGGAGAAGUGAGGACGCAGACUGUGCCCACUACGCCAUCUAGUAUGGGGAUUUCACUUGGGGUGUCUGGCAGUAGUGAGGCCACCACCAUCACCUACACAUCCUUGAGUCACGACUCCAGUAUGACCAGUGUAGACACAAUGAGUGGCAGUGCCAGCUCUGUGUCCGUGACAGCCAGAGCAACAGCAAUUAGUGACUCCCCUUCCCUUGCUGGCUCCUCAGCUGCGCCGUCCAGCAGCGGGCCAAGCAGCAGCACGAGCAGUAGCACGGAGCCGAGCUUGGUAGCCACAUCCCAGCCUUCCGCAGGCCUCACGUCCCCCGUACCCUGGUCCACUGCUGGAGAUACGAGCGUUGAGCAUGGUGCUCUGACAGUGCUCACCACGACCGCCCUCAACGAGGAGGAGGCCACAGCAGAUGUGGGGUCCACGUCAUCUUCCACAGCUAGCCCGUUACUUUCUACCCCUCUGGCUUCUGCUGCUAGUCCUGCCACCACUGGUACUGGCUUAGGCGAAAGUUCCACCAUGGCCCAUGUGAGUGAAACUACAUCUGACGCACGUGACGAGACUUCCAUUUCCCUCCAUGUGACAACUUUAUCAGCUGCUUCUAUGGAUACCAUUGGAACUGGAGAAGUGAGGACGCAGACUGUGCCCACUACGCCAUCUAGUAUGGGGAUUUCACUUGGGGUGUCUGGCAGUAGUGAGGCCACCACCAUCACCUACACAUCUGUGAGUCACGACUCCAGUAUGACCAGUGUAGACACAAUGAGUGGCAGUGCCAGCUCUGUGUCCGUGACAGCCAGAGCAACAGCAAUUAGUGACUCCCCUUCCCUUGCUGGCUCCUCAGCUGCGCUGUCCAGCAGCGGGCCAAGCAGCAGCAGGAGCAGUAGCACAGAUCCCAGCUUGGUAGCCACAUUCCAGCCUUCCUUUUCCCUGCCUUCCACAACUUUGUCAGCUGCUUCUAUGGUCACAGUUGGUGGUGGAGAAGUAAGCAUGCGCACUACUAUCUACAUGGCUAAAUUAAGUCCACCUGCAUCCGUUCAUCCAUCUUUGUCUGGAUCUUGUGUUCCUGUCUCUCUCUCCAUACGGCUGGAGAAUGUAACAAGCACAACGAUACAGUUCAGCUGGAAACCUCAAGGUGGCUCAAGAGACACUCCUUAUCGCGUGCGUCUGUGGGAGGGAUCCAGAGAGAUUGAGAACAGGAACAUAAAUGAAACCAGUAUUGCAUUUGGAAGCCUGCUUUCUGAUCACGAAUACAAAAUAUCUGUGGAUGUUUUAACUUGCUCUAUGAGUAUCAAUACCUCGAUGACAGUUCGGACAGCUGCAAAAGUCUUAAAUGGAGCCACUAGGAUUACUAAUGAAGUUUUCUCGCCUGAAUAUGAGAACAAAUCAAGUAAAGCAUUUAAGAAGUUUGAAACUCGCUUCAUUACGGAGAUAAAACAACAUCUGCCAGAGGAGAUGCUAAAACUAAUAAAUGAAGGAAAAAUGCGUAUUGUAAUUAAUAGCAUCAGGAAUGGAAGUGUGGUUGUGUUCUUCGACGUUGUGUUGAAUGUAGGAGAAAACGUAACAGUGACAGAGAUUUCAGAUGCUUUUACGAAGUCCCUUAACAUGAGUACAGUAUUCAAAGCUGACCUUAAAAGGACUGUUAUAGAAGCAAGGAAUAGUUGUCAGCCAGGACUAAAUGACUGUUCGCAAUAUGCUACCUGCACUGCUGAAGGAGCAAGUUAUUCCUGUCAAUGCAACAAAGGAUUCACAGAUAACAGUCCACAAGUUCCAGGGAGAGUGUGUCAACAAAAGAAGAAUCCACCUUCACAACAGAUGACUACAGUCCCUCCAAAAAGUGCUCCAGGUAGAUUUACAGGAUCCACAGCUAAUUCUAUUUUUUCUACCGCAUUUGCAUCAGGAGCUUGCAUGCCAGUAUCCAUAAAAGUUGAGAAUGUGACUGGGGAAGCAAUACAAUUCAGCUGGACCACAUCAGGUGGCAAGAGAGGCAUCCUCUACACCAUCUCCCUCAUGGAUGGAAUCCAAGAGAUAAAUAAAAUCACCAACGAGACAACAACUAUAUUUAAACAUUUGCUUCCUGGUCAUGUAUAUACAAUAUCUGUAAACGUAUUAUCUUGUGCUGAGAAUAGCCGGACUUCAGUGAGUGUCCGAACAGAUCCGGUUUCCUGUUUCAACAGAACUGGGUUUUGCUUAUCACAGAAUCGUGACUGUCCUGACUUAAAAUAUGUCAUUUGCUCAAAUUACCAAGUAUUUGCCUGCAGUGCUUUGUUAAAAAGCCAGACAUUUAAUCAUACACUUUAUGACUCUGACAGUGAAGACUACAAAGCAAUGUCUGAAAGUAUCAAAACAGAAAUUGUUAGAGAAAUGCGCAUCAAACUUAAAGAUGACCACUUUGAUAUUGUGAUGGUUGGAUUCAGACCUGGGAGUGUGAUUGCUUAUUUUAUUUCCCUACUGCAAAAGCAAGAGCCUGUUGAUGUGAACGUUGUGCAGAAAUACCUAAGUCAAAUAUUAAAGAGAAAGUUUGGUGACCAAGUUGAAGUAACUGUACAAUCUCUGCCUUCUCAGUCAUCGACUGAAAAAAGUCCCACCUGGAGAGUGGCAGUGAUUGUCCUUGGAGUUUUACUUGGAGUUGCAUUACUGCUAAUUUUUGUGGUAAUAUCAGCUUAUAUUUGGAUGAAGAGAAGAUCGGGUAAAUACAUAGUUGAACCUAAAGAACUCCUAGGAAAUUUUGUCUACAGGCACUUGUAAUAUAAGCCACCAGUUUGACUUACAUAUUUUGGAUGGGGUGGGGUGGGGGGAAUUAAUAUAUUUGUCUUAAAAUCCUUUUGUCUUUGUUAAUGGUUUAUGUUAACUUAAGAAAACUCUGCCCUUUCCUUCUCAACGUCCAUUCCCGAUCUCCUAACAACCUCUGAUGAAUUAGCCUUUUGACAUUGCUCUUGGGUGUGGAAUGGGGAAUUUUCCUCGUUGAAUGUGUGGGGGACUGAGGCACAGAGAAAAUUCUGUUCAGAUGAUCCCCUGUAAGUAUUGCAAAGAUCCCUAACCAUUGGCUAUAAAGAGAGAAUCUGAACUGCUCAGUACUCUCUUAUGUAUAUUUAGGUGACACAGCAAACUGACUGAUCCUAAUACCUAUAGCACGUCACUUGAUUACACAUCUAAGCCCAGAGUCAUUGUGUUGAGCUUUAUGCACUUAGCCAAAGGUGAUUCACCUCACCUGAGAUUUUUAUCACCAUAUGAAGAUGCCUCUUUCUCUCCAGUUAGCAGAAUGAGCCAGCCCAGGACAAUUCAGCAUACGCAGCUUAGUUUUGAGUCUGAAAGGAAGAGGGAUAGAUCUGGGCUAUACGGACUCACCAUAGGAGUCUCUGGGAGAACAGACACCUGAUCCAGAGGCUGCUAAAUUCAAGGCUGGUUCCUUAAUUCCUGGGCUGUGAAGAAACAAAUGCCCAUGUGUGACAAAUAUAUGGCAUGUUAGAUACAGGUGUGGUUCAAUAGGUAAACCAGUAAUUUUAUAGCCUGAACAUGUUACCAAAAGAUGGUACCUUCAUCUAGUUUUGUCUGUCAAAAACAGCUGAGCAAGUGUGUGUCACAUAGAGCCAUUUUGCCUUGCUCCUUGUAAUCCCAAUGUGGAGUCCACUGAAAGCAGCCCAAGGGAUCCUGUGGCAUGGCUUGAGACCCUGUGUACUAGAGAAAUGGGGAGAAACUUAGUCUGCUUUCACCGCUCUCAGCUGCAGUCCCAAUGAGGUUACAGACUAUUUCUUCUAUGGAGUAUUUUUCUCCUUGGAACACAUUGAACAAAUAAUAAAUGGCAGUAUUUUGCUGUACGUAUUUUCAGUAGUAUUUAUGUAUUUCAUCUCAAAGCAGUUCUCCCUGUGUCUGUGUAUUUUGUCUGUAUGCCAAUGCUCACCAUUCACGCUGAAGCACUGAAUAUCCUGUGAUCUUCUGAGACCCUGCCUCAUGCCCCUGAAUAGUUUGUGCCCCUUGUCUUUUCAGGUUAUGUUAUGUUUAGUUGGCAUGGCUUAGAGUAAGGAAAUGCCCAGAACAGGACAUCAGCACACAAAGAGCAUCAGUAGAGCAAUGGCACACUGGUUACGCUGCUCUCCUCAGGGUGCAGCCAGGUUACUUCCUUUCCUGAGCUUGGCACCUGGAUGAACCCUGUCAAGGGCCCUGGUUAAGCAGAAAGGUGAAGCCAUCCGUGUGCUGGCCUCACUGCAUGUAGGCUGGUUUAGUUCAGGUUGUAUCAGCACCCAGAUGAGGGAAGUCACACCCAGCCAUGCUCCUCUCUCCUUGGCUUAGCAGCACUGUCAGUGUCUGAGGCCAAUGGACACCGCUGGCUGAGAAGGGAAGGCUCUGUGUGUACCUAGGGGGUCUUUGCACACAAGGCUGUGUUGGUGAUUUAUACUCCUGGCUGGAUUUUGCAUUAUUUUAUUUAUUUUUAUUUUAUUUUAUUUUAUUUUAUUGUGUUGUAGGGAUCUGUGAAACAGGGUUGUUGCACGAAUUGUAAUCCCUUAUCCUUCCACGUAGUAUCAGCUUGGCUCUCCUUUUGCUUAGAUCUGGGAUAUGAAGGCAUGGCCCAGCUCUGAUGGAAAUUCAGUAUGCUUAAUAUUUGUUAAAAUUCUUUCCUGUAGGUUUUAAACAUAGCUGGCUUUGCUGUUAUACUCACUGAGCAGUCACUUAACAAUGCAUUCUGUCAGCAAAUACAGGUUCUCUGGUGAGCUGUGUGUUGAAAAUACAAAUGAACACUCUUGCUUAUGUUAAUACAUUUUUUUUCCUUAUUUUUUGAGGAGUGUACUUUGAGCAGCAAUCUCUCAUUGUUAAUAAACCUUUCAGAUGUCUUUGCAAAUAAUGUUGAACUAAAGACCAUGUACAGCAGGGUUGUACUAUGGAACUCUGGGACUUGCUCCUGCAAAAAUAUCUUUAUAUCUGAACAUUUUUCAAAAAUGUUGUACAAAUAAAACCUCUAUUUUUACAA
Molecule: messenger RNA, 13227 nt
Organism: Anas platyrhynchos (mallard)
Lineage: Eukaryota; Metazoa; Chordata; Aves; Anseriformes; Anatidae
Molecular function (GO): protein binding
Source: RefSeq, a predicted model, not a curated record